This is a messenger RNA of Gallus gallus (chicken), 1244 nucleotides long. RefSeq names its product thioredoxin related transmembrane protein 2 (gene TMX2). Bases 24 to 1004 code for a protein of 326 amino acids. The transcript has 7 exons. The record is from RefSeq and is a predicted model, not a curated record. Gene Ontology annotation, cellular component: membrane-bounded organelle. Lineage: Eukaryota; Metazoa; Chordata; Aves; Galliformes; Phasianidae. Gene Ontology annotation, biological process: brain development. Gene Ontology annotation, molecular function: disulfide oxidoreductase activity.
GUGGACGGUCGGCGGAGGACAAGAUGGCGGUGCUGGCCCCGCUGCUGGCGCUGCUCUACUCGGUGCCGGGGUUGUGCCGCUGGCUGGCGCGGCCCUACUAUCCACUGUCUGCGUUGCUCGCUACUGCGUUCCUGCUCGUCCGUAAGGUUCCGCCGCUGUGUCGCGGGCUGCCCUCGCAGCGGGAGGAUGGCAACCCCUGCGAUUUUGACUGGCGGGAGGUGGAGAUCCUCAUGUUCCUCAGCGCCAUCGUGAUGAUGAAGAACCGGCGCUCCAUCACUGUGGAGCAGCACAUUGGGAACAUCUUCAUGUUCAGCAAAGUAGCCAAUGCCAUCCUCUUCUUCCGUCUUGACAUCCGCAUGGGCCUGCUCUACCUCACGCUCUGCAUUGUGUUCCUGAUGACCUGCAAGCCACCCCUUUACAUGGGACCUGAGUAUAUCAAGUACUUCAGCGAUAAGACCAUAGAUGAGGAACUGGAACGGGACAAGCGGGUGACCUGGAUCGUUGAGUUCUUCGCCAACUGGUCCAGUGAGUGCCAGUCCUUUGCCCCCAUCUUCGCUGACCUCUCUCUCAAGUACAACUGCUCGGGGCUGCACUUUGGGAAGGUGGAUGUUGGCAGAUACACGGAUGUCAGCACCAGGUCUGUGGGGCCGAGAGAGAGGGUAGGGGGAGGCACCAGGCCUUCCAAAUGCCUUGGUGUCAUUGUCUGCCUCUUGCCCUACUCCUGCAGGUACAAGGUGAGCACCUCACCCCUCACCAAGCAGCUGCCCACCCUCAUCCUCUUCCAGGGUGGGACAGAGAUCAUGCGUCGCCCACAGAUUGACAAGAAGGGUCGGGCCGUUUCCUGGACCUUCUCUGAGGAGAAUGUGAUCAGAGAAUUCAACCUCAACGAGCUCUACCAGAAAGCCAAGAAGCAGUCGAAGCCACGGGAUGAAGGCUCCGAAGAGCCACCCGAAGGGCAAGCAGCAGCUGGCCUUGCCAAUGGAGAGACCAAGAAGGAGAAGUAGGAACUGCCUGCGUUCUCGCUUGUCGCCACUCCACUGUCCCCUGCGGCUGGGAGCCAGGCACUGCCGGCUGGGGGGCCCUGCACGUAGCACUGAGCCCGGGGGCCGCUACUCCCUCUGCCCGUGCUGGCCGGGGCCCGUGCUAGCCCUCGGCCCCGCCGGUUCCUGGGAAGAGUAGAGCCAGGAGCCGGGCCGGCGCUUGGCGCGUAUCCUUGGGCUGACAAUAAACGUUCUGUGCGCGUC